This is a messenger RNA of Lethenteron reissneri (Far Eastern brook lamprey), 4507 nucleotides long. Its product is annotated as transcriptional activator protein Pur-alpha-like. NCBI's taxonomy places the organism in Eukaryota, Metazoa, Chordata, Hyperoartia, Petromyzontiformes, Petromyzontidae. The record is from RefSeq and is a predicted model, not a curated record. Gene Ontology annotation, molecular function: purine-rich negative regulatory element binding; RNA polymerase II transcription regulatory region sequence-specific DNA binding; DNA-binding transcription factor activity, RNA polymerase II-specific. Gene Ontology annotation, biological process: regulation of transcription by RNA polymerase II. Gene Ontology annotation, cellular component: nucleus.
GGCGGGGCUCGAGAGGGGGGAGGGGGGCAGGGGGGGGUGCGAGGGGAGGGGCUUGGGAAGACGGCAAUGAUGAUGGCGGACAGGGACAGUGGCAGCGAGCAGGGGGCGACGGGCGGCGGUGGUGGUGGCGGCGGCCUUGUUGCCGGCACGGGCCCCGCGUCCUCAUCUGGAGGCGGGAUGAUGAUGCAGCAGCAACAGCAGCAGCAGGAGACGCAGGAGUUGGCGUCGAAGCGCGUCGACAUCCAGAACAAGCGCUUCUACCUGGACGUGAAGCAGAACGCCAAGGGCCGCUUCCUCAAGAUCGCCGAGGUUGGCGCGGGCGGCAGCAAGAGCCGCCUCACGCUCUCCAUGUCCGUGGCCGUCGAGUUCCGAGACUACCUGGGCGACUUCAUCGAGCACUACGCGCAGCUCGGGCCCAGCUCCGGCAUGAGUGGAGGAGGAGGUGGAAGCGGAGGAGGAGGCGGCGGCGGCAGCAGCAGCAGCGGCGGUAUCGGAGGCGAUUCGCUCCACCAUCACCACCAAUCCCACCACCAAUCCCACCAGCAGCAGCAGCAGCUGCAGCAGCCGGACGAGCCACGCCGUGCCCUCAAGAGCGAGUUCCUGGUGAGGGAGAACAGAAAGUACUACAUGGACCUCAAGGAGAACCAACGCGGCCGAUUCCUGCGCGUCCGCCAGACGGUGAGCCGGGGCCCCGGCCUGGGUGCCCAGGGCCAGACCAUCGCGCUGCCGGCGCAGGGGAUGAUCGAGUUCCGAGACGCCCUCGCCAAGCUCAUCGAUGACUUCGGCGUGGACGAGGAGCCAGCGGAGCUGCCCGAGGGCACGGCCGUGACGGUGGAUAACAAGCGUUUCUUCUUCGACGUGGGCUCCAACAAGUACGGCGUGUUCAUGCGUGUGAGCGAGGUGAAGCCGAGCUACCGCAACUCCAUCACGGUGCCGCUGAAGGCGUGGGCCAAGUUCGGCGCCACGUUCAGUCGCUACGCCGACGAGAUGCGCAAAAUUCACGACAAGCAACGCGAGAAGAGAGCCGAGCAUCUGCCCCAGGAGGAAGAGGAGGAGGCAGGCGAUGAUGAUGGAGAGGAAGAUUGACUCGGUGGUGACCGUGCCCCCCCUUGCCUCCAUCCAUUGUCUCGUCCCCACUUUCCGUCACCACCUCGCCCUCAGUCCACCUCCACCACCACCCUCAGCAUCACUCCUGGUUCACGCUGAAGUUUAAAGCCGCUACCCAGAUGUGUACACCCACUCUGAGUUCACCACCACCAACCACCACCCUCGCGAUUGUCAACUCCACCUACUUAAGCAGAUGUAACCGGCUCUAUCGUUAAUGAAUUAAACUCGCAAUCUACUAAACUCGUCCUACUGUAAACCUACCUAGUUCCACUCGAAACCCACCUAACGCUAAACCCCUAACCCAACCCCUUCACGCUCUUAAUCUCAUGCAACCUUACACUCACCAAGUUUCCUCUACACUCGAAACUCACCGCGUGCUAAGUCCUAGUUUCCUUCCACUAACCCCCCCCCCCCAGCUCCUUCCCACUCUUAACACCACCUCUCCAGAAUUCCAUCCAACUCUCAGACACUAUAAUCCCACAAAUCACGAACUCGUCUAAGGUUACCUCCUGCUCAAAAUCCAUAACCCCACUGUAAACCCGCUCGACUCUAAACGUGUGUUGGGCUCUUUCCCAUUCUAAACCCACCUUGUCAUUCCACUCUAAAUACAUACAAAACCAAACCCACCCAUCUCCAGACAAAUUCAAAACAUCUAACGAAACCUGCCCAUGCCCUUUGAACUCAAUGCUCACCCAACCCCACUCGAAAUCUACCCAUCCAGCUUAACUCCAAACUCACCCACACAAUCUAAUCGCCUCCCCAACUCGCUGCCCCCAGCAAUUCGCUUUAGCCACAACAUCAAAUGCUGCUAACGCUAAACUCCAGCACACGUUUCCAACAUCGCGUGCCUGUGUCAUUCUUCUACCCGCUUGUAUCACCCCGAUUCACUCUGUUAAGGUUGUCACUUUCUCACCCCUCUCGUCGAUGGCACCCAACCUCUCAAUACUGUAUUACGAGUGCGUGUCUCCCUGCUUGUAACACCCUAGCACACUGCAACAACGAGCGUGUGCCUAAUUCUCUCACUACCCUCGUCACCUGUAAUCCACCUCAAUGUGUUGUCCCAUAUCCGCCCUCCUCAACCGCGACACCCCUUUACACCACCACUACAACUUUCCCAAUGUCUCUCACUUUCUCUCUGACUGUCACUUUCCCCUCCCCUGCCCUUAACCUUGAGGCCGAAGAUGGCUUUGUAGUCGGCCACCUUAUCCGAGUCUAAGAAGCCGAAGUUGGCUUCGUAUUAGGCUGCCGUUACCACCUUGUGCGAAUGAGAGGCCAAUUUGGCUUUUUAUUCGGCCGCCUUGGACAAGACUGCAGUUGGCUCCUCAAGUCCGCCACCAAACCUUAUUCUCAUGCGAGGCACGAAAGCUGGCUUCUUAUUUGGCACCUCAACCUUCGCUUGCAGAACAGGAGGCCCAAUCUGCUGCUACAUAUUCGGAGAAGUCAAAAGGUCCAAAUGUAACCCUUGCGGCUCCAAAUGUAGCCAAUUUUGUCCUCCGCUAAGACGCCGGCGUGUGACCUCUUGUUGGAAUAAGUAUUUGGCUGAAUUAGAAGUCAACUUUGGCCUUUUUCCUCAACCCACGCUCCCUACCUCUCUCUCCCAGUGGAGAGGCUUUUUUUCCCCCUAAAGGCCCCGUUACUUAACCUUCCCAACACCCCCAAGGCACCCAUACUUUCCCUUUUCCCAGGCCCCGCUUUGCCCCGGGACUGUUUAGCCUAGCAGAUCCGUCAUCACUUGAGUUUAUUAAAGAAAAAAAAUAUAUUAAGGAAAUAACAAAAAAAUAUAAAAAAACGAAAAAUUACACAAAAAAAUGCCGGCACUUGAACUGUUCCAGACUUAGACUAUUCAAUUGAUAGGUAAAACUACAACUCUCAACAGCCAGCAGCAACGAAUUUGAUGAAAACCACUCGUAGAGCUGUAACCCACCCAUCCAUCUGCAUUUAAAUCAGUUGAAAUAUAUAUACAACAAAAAAUAGGUCAUUGCAAAAUGUGUAUCCACCUCUGGUCUCUAUAUCCGCUGUCGAGCAAGCCACACACAUCGGUAACAGCUGCUAUAUACUAAGUAAGACGUUGAUAAGAACUGUGUUUUUCCUACUUGACGAAAAAGAAAUAUAACAUUUCUUGUACUAAGCGUUUUAUUUCCCUAAAAUAAAAUUUUGUACUGUAAAUGUAAGAGCAAUUGAAUAUUUGCAGAUGAAAAGAGAGCAUUAGAUUAUAUACAUAAUUAUAUGUGUAAUGGAGUCUACAAUCGAGGCUUUUUCCAUUUGGAAUGUAGCACAACAGAGAUUGAGGAAUAUUUUAAAGGAAAAUAUUGCAUAAAAGUUUGAAACUAUUUUUAGUUUUGCAUUAAAAAAACACAAAAAAUUAUAAUUGCAGUCCAUGGUCUAAAUUUAAAUGCAAAAUAACCUCGAAUACGCCGAGGCUUUCAUUGACCGUAGGUUAUGAUUUGGAUGGGGUGGAUGCUCUAUGACAGUCGUACCAAUGCACAGUUAACCCCAUCUGUCCAAAAAGCAACGGUGAACACAACACAUUUCCCACGUCCUUAGAGGAAAAAAAACAGAUACAAAACAAUUGGUUACGGUCAUUUCGAUGUCAUUUUUUUUCCCCGCGAGGUGCACAUCCCAAUUGUGUCACGAAUGAAAAGAGAUGCAAUAUAAUUUUUUUGUUGAACCCAUCACAAGUUAGGAGUGCACUACUGGGUUGUUAUUAUGAUUACGAGGGGAGGGAGGGGGGUUAUUUUGUUUUCUCCUAGGCAGUUAACUGGACCAGACUCGGGCUGCAAUCGAUUAAUAAGCAGGGGGCGAUCGGCUCGUUUCGUGCAUUGACGCCGAUUCGACUUGCCACUGUGUUAUAAUAUAAUACAACCAUGGUGCUAAAUACGUUUGCAUUAAAACGGCUGACAGGGACCACGGGUUGCUUUGGCAAAGCUUCAAGUGGCCUUUUUUUUUUGGGAGGUGGGGGGGGGGCAUUGGUUUGGUGGUGCAGAUGGCAACGACUGCAUAUAACGCCUACCCCCUGGUUGUUGACUGCCCCUGGGAGAGGUUGCAUUUUGCUGUACUGCUUUUUGGUUGCAUUGAGUAAGUAGAAGGUGGUUUUCUGCGGUUGUUUUUUUUCAUUUCGAUUGUUUCGUUUGGAAAAUUUGUACGGCUGAUUGAUGAUGAGAGUGCAUUGCAUCCCCGACCUUUGUGUUACCGUGGGGUGAUCUUGUGUGCGUACAGGUGUGUGACCAUUAAACAACAAAAAAAAGCUUAAAAAAACAAAAAAGUAUAUAAAAGGUGGUUUCAUAAUCUAGUCCAUUAUUGUGAUUCUUGUAAUCCUGAAAGGCCCAUGGAGAAGGCAGCAGUGGAAAGAAAGUUCUGAUUAUAUGCUGCUAUUUUUUAUUAAAAAAGAAUACACACCAAA